AUGAGUUAUAUUGAUGAUUUUUAUUUAAACGAAAUACGAAGUUUGAGUGAAUUGCCGUUGGAAAAGCUGGUUCAAUUGAAAUCUUCUUUUGCUAAGAAAAAUAUAGAUCAGGAUGAAUAUGCACCACAAAGUAGAAGUACUUCGACUCUUACUUUACCAGUGAUGCCUUUGAAAAGAAACGGUAAUAAAUAUCCAAUUAGUAGAUAUGAUGAAUGGGAAGAAAAAGGUGGAAAGGAUUCAAAAAUAUCAAAAAUAUUCCAAUUGACUAUUUGUACUCUUUCAUUUCUUGCAUUUGGCGGUUAUCUCUUGGCGCUUAUCAUUUCAGCCAUCAGAAGAAAUCAAAUGCAAGCUAAUCCAGGACAAAGUAACGUCAUAGUGCUUUCGGGACUACAGUCUUUAACGAAAGUUAAGAGACCUAAACGUGAAUUUCAAAUGUAUAAUCCUAUGGAAAAUGAUUACGAUCCUGAAUGUUUUUACAGAGGAAUGAUAAUGUUAUCAGACAAAUACAGUUAUCUACAAUAUCAUUAACUUACCAUUUCAUUAAAAUGC
Molecule: messenger RNA, 549 nt
Organism: Phymastichus coffea
Lineage: Eukaryota; Metazoa; Arthropoda; Insecta; Hymenoptera; Eulophidae
Exons: 3
Coding region: 1-528 (175 amino acids)
Source: RefSeq, a predicted model, not a curated record